AUUUGCCUGGCUCAUUCUGAAACAAGACAGAGAAUUGAAAUUGAUGCUACAGGGAAGUAAAAGAUAUGGUGAUUCAUUCACUGAUAAGCAAAGACUAGCCUGCUCCAGCAAAGGAUGUCUGAAUGUUGCAGAAGAUUUGAUCCUUCUGAUUAGAACACAGCAAGAGCUGUUGGAACUGGAUGGACGCCUUGAUGAUGAUUCCUUUCAUGAAUUACUCAUUUGCAAGUCAAAAGCCUCUCCUGUGUGGGUAGAACGAAUGCAAAGGAUUGUGCGAAAAAAUCAUGCGCGACUCCUGACCAACAAGGUUGCUCGGAACUAUAACUGGAAAGGACAAAAGGGAGAGAUGUGUGCUUUCAAGGGACUGAAGGUGCAGGCCAUGAUCUACAAAGCUGUACGGAAGAACCGUGGGUGUAUGGAGGCUUCCGAUAAAGUUAGUGCAGGAGCAUCACAGAGUGGAGACCAAUGCUUCAGCAGACAGUGCUGUUUCUACCUGUCGUCGUCCUUCCCGCCGAGCUGCCAUCCGCAUCAGAGAGCGACGACUCCUCUCUCAGUGACAGAGAAGUCUAGAGAUAUACACGUAAUGUCUACGAUGACUGCAAUGCCACCUACAGCCGCCGAAUGCCAGUACUGGUCACAUAGCCAUUCGCUUCCAACGGCAACAGCAGGCAGUCCUGACAGUCCUUGUCACUGGCUGUCUCACGCUCAAGAGCUGUCUCCCACAUAUAACACUUCUGUGCUUUUGCCUCCUUUUACUCCUCUACACUGGCAGUAUGCCUAAUUUUUGCUGCAUAAGGAACAUCAGGCUUAUCACCAAGCCACUCUUGACCCUAAUUGGGACGCUUGCUGAUAUUUAGCAACAAUGUCUCAUAUUUGAGAUAUCUAAUAAUUACCUAUAAGAAGGUUUUAGUAUGUUAAAAUGAAGGCAUGUGGAUCUGAUAGUGUUCUAAGUGCAUUUUUCAUAAAGCCGCUUUACCAGACAUACAUGAACUUUUAAUUGUUCAGCCUUAUUUUACGCUAUGGAAAUUCUCAUAUUAUUAAUUAAUUGGAAUGAUAUGUCCCUUGUAGAAGGUAGAGAUGAUAAUGUGCAUGUUGUU
Pomacea canaliculata is the source of this 1094-nucleotide messenger RNA. RefSeq lists its product as uncharacterized. NCBI's taxonomy places the organism in Eukaryota, Metazoa, Mollusca, Gastropoda, Architaenioglossa, Ampullariidae. The transcript has 3 exons. The record is from RefSeq and is a predicted model, not a curated record. The coding region runs from base 44 to 778 and encodes 244 amino acids.